UUUUUUCAAAUGAACCACAUAGAAAGGCCGCAGGGAAAAGGCUCUAACAAAUUAUGCUGUUGGGCUUUCUUACUGACACUUUUCUCCCAUUGUGAAAAAAGUUAUAAAAUGUCUUUUCUUUUUUGGCACUCAGAUGAGUAUAGGAUCAAACCGGUGGAAGAGGUCAAAUACAUGAAAAAUGGGGCAGAAGAGGAGCAAAAAAUAGCAGCCAGGAACCAAGAAAACUUGGAAAAAAGUGCCAGUUCAAAUGUAAGACUUAAAACUAAUAAAGAGAUUCCGGGAUUAGUUCAUCAACCUAGAGCAAACAUGCACAUCUCUGAAAGCCAACAAGAAUUCUUCAGAAUGCUGGAUGAAAAAAUUGAAAAGGGUCGAGAUUACUGUUCGGAAGAAGAAGAUAUCACAUAGCACCAAUUCUACCACUCAAACCGGGAGCUACUACUGUGUAAAUAGGUUACACCCCACGUUGAAAUCUUUGCAAAGGUCGGUUCUCUUCAGCGAACAGCACUAUAGCAAAAGAAGAUCGUUCCAUAUCGUAUGCCCCAUUAAGUUACAAUGUUUCUUAAUGAACUUGCAAAGGAAUAUUGCUAAAAACAAACAAACAAAAAAACUGUUAUCGAACUUUCUUUGUUGCUGCUAGUUAAAACUUGUUGCAACUUUUCACUUCUCUCAGUGUCCAGGUCUGCAGCAAAAUUCUGCAAUUUCACCUUAAAGAUACUGUUGGUUUUACAGAUGCUCUCCAACCUAUUUUCUAUAAGAUGAGGUAGUGGUGAACUCAGAUAUCCAACUUCUGCUCUAGACCGGUUCCGCUUCUAAGACAAGCGCCUCCUUCCCUCUCUCCUCCCUCCCUGCCCUCCCCCCCCACCCCCCCAGCAGUCCAAAGCCUUGCUUCUCACUGGCAGUGUUGCGCUUUGCAGAUGGGACGGUUGCUAUGGCAAAAGCCUUGUUUCUCUGCGAAGAAGAAGUAGAGGCGCUGUUAUCGAUUAAAAGCAUGUUGUGACAUGACUCCUGGAGGUGACAUAGGAGCGAACGGCAGGUGGUUUCAUUUCCUGGGUCUCUUUAAUCAAAGAUCAAGCUUGCAGCGUCAGUUUUGCUCAGAUGCAGACGGAAGUGUGAUCACAAUCAUUUUGGAUCCCUCUUGCCUACUUUUUUUUCUAAGAAAAUAAACAUUUUACUGUUUUUA
This is a messenger RNA of Balaenoptera acutorostrata (minke whale), 1180 nucleotides long. RefSeq lists its product as uncharacterized. The coding region runs from base 10 to 405 and encodes 131 amino acids. NCBI's taxonomy places the organism in Eukaryota, Metazoa, Chordata, Mammalia, Artiodactyla, Balaenopteridae. The transcript has 4 exons. The record is from RefSeq and is a predicted model, not a curated record.